Molecule: messenger RNA, 369 nt
Organism: Hypoxylon trugodes
Lineage: Eukaryota; Fungi; Ascomycota; Sordariomycetes; Xylariales; Hypoxylaceae
Exons: 1
Coding region: 1-369 (122 amino acids)
Source: RefSeq, a predicted model, not a curated record
AUGGCGAUCCUCGCUGAUUGCUUACUCCCCGUGACUGACCUGCGGCGUCCCGGCUAUUCGGUUCGCUUGUGGUGGCUUAUGCGAAGAAACCGAGAUGAAGGAAAAGAGGCUCUUACGGUCAUUACGGCCAUUUCGGCCAUUGGAUCAUUCCCACGUGUUUGGGAUACCUUCAGACGAGAAUGGCGUAUGUCCAAAAACGAGCAAUCACUCUGGAGAGCAACAAUGGGUGCGGGUCAUACGCCAUGCGGGUACGAACCGGGUUUGCUUUAUUCAUGGAUAUCCCCUUCGGACUACGUUAUGGGACAGCCUAGGCUCGGAGGUGCAAGCCGUCCAAACACGUGUUUGUCCCAAGUAGAUGGAGAAGCAUGA